Molecule: messenger RNA, 999 nt
Organism: Seminavis robusta
Lineage: Eukaryota; Bacillariophyta; Bacillariophyceae; Naviculales; Naviculaceae
Source: the annotation of a GenBank genome assembly
AUGCCUCCCCAUCACCACGACGAUGACGACGACGACAAACCCAAUUCACUCUCCGCUAAUGCCCGAUGGCUGCGUGCCUACCUUUACCACGGCUUUCGAGAUUGUUUUCGGAUUCACCGCAAGGAACAUACACAUCUAAAACCAUUUGACUAUCUCGGGUAUGUGCAACUCUUUCUGGCUAAAUUUCUCUUGGAAGUCUGUGGCGCUGGUGGAGCCAUUUGGGGAUCCUCCGAGAUUUUGGGAUUCCACUCGGCCAGUGGUAGUUCUGCCGCCGCCAAAGAAGCGUGGCGCAUUGUAUCACUCAUCGUCUGUGGCAUAUUUUUGGUGCGUUUUUGGUGGCACGCCAAACACUAUUUGGAACACGAUCGAGAAUUUCCACCCAUCAAAUUCAAACAUCGACGAUUGCACAAGUUACCCUUUGUGCAAAUCUUUUCCGCCAAGAUGGUAUUGGAAGUUUUGGGCGCCGCUGGAGCGAUUUGGGGACCCAGCGAUGCUCUCACGUUGCGGACUGCCGACAAUCGACGGUUGUGGCAAGUGGCCAGUGGACUCGUCGGAAUUGUCUUUUGGAUGCGAUGGAUAUGGCACAUCAUGGCGUAUUGUCUGUGUUGUCGUACUCGUAGACGAGGAGAUGUGGAUGAGGAUGCACAUCUACAUUGGUCACUUUUUUCCAUUGUGGGAUGGAUCGUCGAAGUGGUGCUGGUGCGAUUUGUCUUGGUCGUCUGUGGUGCCAUUGGAGCCGUCUGGGGAUUUGCGGAAAUUGUCACUCUGCGAACGCCCGAAAAUAGUGACCAAUGGCGACCCAUCUGCUGGGGUGUGGGAGUCAUUUUCCUCAUUCGAUGGAUUCUACAGACGUUUGCUUAUGCCACGGGAGGGUGGGAGGAGGAAAUGCCACCACCGGAUGAAUCUUCCAGAGAUUUAAAGGCUGUGAUGGAUGAGGAAGACCCAGAAUUGGCAGACACACCCGUGCAGACAUUAUCAGAGGAGGAUCAAGAAAAGUAA